Messenger RNA from Nannizzia gypsea CBS 118893, 411 nucleotides. RefSeq lists its product as hypothetical. The coding region runs from base 1 to 411 and encodes 136 amino acids. The record is from RefSeq and is a predicted model, not a curated record. The transcript has 7 exons. Lineage: Eukaryota; Fungi; Ascomycota; Eurotiomycetes; Onygenales; Arthrodermataceae.
AUGAUGUUGGACAUGCUCGCAAGUAACGCUGGCAGCUCGCCCUACGCCGUGCCGUCCUCACCGUCACCGACCUUACCGCCGCCCGCCACUGCUUCUUCCCCUUCGCACCCUCCCGACAACCGUCUGUCCCAAAAAAAAAAUAAAAAGGGCCCACGCUAUGACCAACAUCGACCGACCGUCCACUUGAGGGAAGAUAAACUUACCUUACUUAACAUCUUUAUCCCUCCAAAACCCUCCAACUUAACCCUGCCAGGCAGCAGAAGAAGAAUUGCUCGCACCCUCCCCCCCAUGCCAGGAGGCAAAGGAAAGUCCGUGGGAGGUGGAAAGGCCGCGCCUAAGGAUGCCAACGGCAAAGGACCACGAUCGCACAGUGCAAAGGCCGGACUGCAGGUUGGUUGCCAUCCCCAGUGA